AUGCUCUCCAGCGUUGCCGGCCCGUCCAGGCUGCACCUCGCAGGCACGAUGAGACGUAGAGUACCCAUGAUGGUCUCGCCUGUCCAUCAAGAGAUGCGGAGGAUAAACCGUGAGUACAGCUUGACCUUGUACAACCAGGACUAUAAAUCCCGCAAGCUCAGCACAACCGUUCUGAACGCUGCGUCUAGCGCCUACCGAUCUGCCCCUAUCCCUCUCCUUCCCCUCUCUCUCUCCCGCCAAAUACAGGUCCGAUCCAUCUCCACCGAACAACACUCCUCCACCACACCCCCGCCGCCCGUGCUCAAAUCCGACCUUCCAAAAUCAGGCGAGAUGGCUGUCUCCUCCAUUCCCGUUGGUCACCCUCCACCCGCCCCGCCCGCCAAGUUGAGCACGAUCCCGCCAAAAGUGGUGGAUCUAGCACAGGAAAAGGAGGUGGUGAAGAAGGAUGAAAAGCCAAAGGGGACAAUGCUGCAGCGGGGAUGGGCGACGGCAAAGAAGGAGGCGGCGCACUACUGGGCAGGGACAAAGCUGCUGGGGUCCGAGAUCAAGAUCAGUUCCAAGCUGGCAUGGAAGGUCUUGAACGGGAGCACCUUGACGAGGCGAGAGCGGAGACAGUUGAAGCGCACUACGACCGAUCUUAUCCGCCUCAUCCCAUUCUCGGUAUUCAUCCUGGUCCCUUUCAUGGAAUUCCUCCUUCCCAUUGCGCUUAGACUGUUCCCUAAUAUGCUUCCGAGCACAUUCGAGGGGGAGUUUGCAGCUGCCGAGAAACAGCGCAAGCUGCUUCGUACCCGUAUCGAAAUGGCCAAGUUCUUACAAGAGACAGUCAGAGAAUCAGGCAUGAAGGCGGAGAGUGUCGUCAAGAGCGACGAGUUCAAGCAGUUCUUCCGCAAGGUCCGGUCGACUGGAGAAAGACCGUCCCAGACCGACGUCGUUCGUGUCGCUAAGCUCUUCCAUGACGACCUCACGCUCGACAACUUAUCGCGACCCCAGCUCGUCUCGAUGUGCCGAUACAUCAACAUCAACGCCUUUGGCACAGACAACUUCCUGAAGCACCAGAUCCGGAGCAGAUUGGAGCGAUUGCGUAUCGACGAUAUGAUGAUCAACUCGGAAGGCGCAGACAGUCUGAGCACCAAGGAGCUGCAGCAAGCAUGCCAGUCUCGCGGUAUCCGGUUCCAGGGUGUCUCUCCCGGUCGGCUCAGGGAGGAGCUGGACCAGUGGAUCGAGCUUCAUUAUACCAACGGUAUCUCCGGCGUGCUUCUCAUUCUCAGCCGAGCCUUCAACUUUGAGCAAAAGGGCGAUGACAUCAUGAGCAGCUUGAUCACCACCCUCAGCAGUCUCCCGGAGAACCUGAUCAACGAAGCCGAGCUUGGUGUCUCGGAGGAAGCCUCCUACAAGCAAAAGCUCGAAGUCUUGCAGCAACAGCAAGAGCUCAUCGAGGACGAAGCCGAGCAGGAGCAGGAAGAGCAGGAGGCGCGCAAGGCCGAUAUCGAAGCCAAGAAGGCCGAGGAGGCGCGCAAGAAGGAGGCGGAGGAGGCUGAGAAGGCGGCCAAGGCGGCGUCGGAGCCGGCACCGUCAGAAGAGGAGGUGGCCAAGGCCAAGUCGGAGGAGAAGGUCAAGGAAGAGGCGGAUGCGCGGAUGAGCAAGGAGCAGCUGGGCGAGCUCGCCGAGGCGCUCAACAUUUUGACGGCCAAGAACAGUAUCGUCAAGGAGAGGGAUGAGCUGAGGACUAUCUUGGAAGACAACUUGUUGUCCGAAGCUGAAUCCAAGGAGAGACUUGACGAGGCCGACCAGAAGAUCAUCGGUAUCUCGAAGCGCGUCCGGUCCAUGAUCAAGAAGAUCGACGCCCAGCUCGAGACCUACGACGAGAAGGUCGGAUCAAGUCUGAACGUCAUCGAAAGCAAUGAGAAGGGUCAGAUCACCCUGGCGGACUUGCAGCGGGCGAUGAGGGUCAUCAAGCACGCGCCACCAGAGGAGGUGAUUGAGGGACUUGGGAAGAAGCUGGAUGUGGACCAGGACGGCUUUGUCGAACUUGAACACGUUAUCGAGCUCGCCAAGGAUGAGGGACUCGGUAUUGUUCUCGAGGAGGAAGCAGCCAAGGAUAUUUUGGACCGAGGAGCCAACAUCAAGAAUGAAAAGGCGGACUUGAAGGACAAGAAGCCCAAAAAGGAGGACAUUAUCUCGGAUCACUAG
Molecule: messenger RNA, 2190 nt
Organism: Dioszegia hungarica
Lineage: Eukaryota; Fungi; Basidiomycota; Tremellomycetes; Tremellales; Bulleribasidiaceae
Product: LETM1-like protein-domain-containing protein
Exons: 10
Coding region: 1-2190 (729 amino acids)
Biological process (GO): intracellular monoatomic cation homeostasis
Cellular component (GO): mitochondrial inner membrane
Molecular function (GO): ribosome binding
Source: RefSeq, a predicted model, not a curated record